This is a messenger RNA of Drosophila novamexicana, 708 nucleotides long. RefSeq names its product peptidyl-prolyl cis-trans isomerase-like 3. Gene Ontology annotation, biological process: protein peptidyl-prolyl isomerization. The transcript has 3 exons. Gene Ontology annotation, cellular component: catalytic step 2 spliceosome. Bases 17 to 694 code for a protein of 225 amino acids. Gene Ontology annotation, molecular function: peptidyl-prolyl cis-trans isomerase activity. The record is from RefSeq and is a predicted model, not a curated record. Lineage: Eukaryota; Metazoa; Arthropoda; Insecta; Diptera; Drosophilidae.
UAUUUUUCUGCGAGGAAUGCUGACUUCGCGCCCAAAACUCAGUCAGCGAUGUGCACUACGGAAAAAACAUCGUUGCAUUUUAUGGCUGGCAGACUCAUCGAUAACAGAAACCAACACAGCUCUGCGUCCGUGUAAGCGAUAUAUAUCGCAAGCAAUAGCAGCUAACUUAAUAUCUUUCGAGGUCGAAAUUCGGAGAUCAGCUGCUAAAAUGUCAGUAACGCUGCACACCGACGUGGGCGAUAUUAAAAUCGAGCUCUUCUGCGAGGCCUGCCCCAAAGCCUGCGAGAAUUUCUUGGCCUUAUGCGCAAGUGACUAUUACAGUGGCUGUUGCUUCAUAAGGAACAUCAAGGGAUUUAUUGUGCAAACCGGCGAUCCAACUAAUACGGGCAAGAAUGGACAGUCUAUUUGGGGCACCAAGUUCGAUGACGAGUUUAAGGAAACAAUAAAGCACACAGACAGAGGCAUGGUCUCCAUGGCAAAUAAUGGACCCAACGCGAAUGCCAGCCAGUUUUUUAUUACGUACGCUGCGCAGCCUAAUCUGGACUUGAAAUAUACGCUAUUUGGACGUGUCAUUGAUGGCUUCGAUGCGCUUGAUGAACUGGAAAAGCUGCCCGUAAAUCCAAAAAACUAUCGUCCACAUGUCGACAAGAAAAUCAAUGGAGUAACUAUCCAUGCAAAUCCGCUGGCAGCGUGAUAAAUGCGAUGAUC